GUACACUGUUAAUAAAAUGAGCACCUGAUUCUUUCUGUGUUAAAUAAUCAGCGUUUUCACGGCUGAAACCCGCAGAUUCGCCGUUUCCCCUCAUGCUGCCUCUCUUCAGACCUCAUUUAUCCGACACCGAGCUCACCUGGCCGGAAACAAAAGGCUGCAGCUGCUAGUGGAGCCUCCAGCGGCUCUGUGUCUGCAGACAUGGGUCGGUAUUUCCACAGUGACGUCGACAUUAAGAGUCCCUGGCAGCAGGUGUUAGCAGCCUUCUGGCAGCGCUACCCAAACCCUUACAGCUCCCACGUUCUCACCGAGGACGUCCUUUACCGUGAGGUCACCCCCAGCAACCACCUGUUGUCACGGCGACUGCUAACCAAAACCAACCGUCUGCCGGGCUGGGCGGAGCGCGUGUUCCCCGCCCACAUGGCAAGGGCCGUGUACGUCCUGGAGGACUCCAUUGUGGACCCGCAAACGCACACUCUCAUCACAAAGACGUGGAACCUGAACCACAACACGCUGAUGACGGUGGUGGAGCGAUGCUUGUUCGAGGAGGACCGCAGUCGGCCAUCUUGGACCAAACUGAGGAGGGAGGCCUGGAUCUUUUCAGCGGUGUACGGCUUGGCCCGGCCCAUCCAGGAGUUUGGACUGGCCAGGUUUAAGAGUAACCAGGCCAAAGCCAUGAGGGGUCUGGAGUACGCUCUGUCCAAAAUACAAGCAGCAGAUGCCCCGCCCCAUCUCCACAGUGACCAGGCGGAGUCGUCAGAGAAGCACAAGCCCCUCCCACCACAGGCCGGUCCAGCCUCCAACCAGAAGCCAAAGCAGUUCGUCUAAGAUCUCAGCUUCUACAUCAGCAGCUGGCUGCAGCAUUUAUGACAGAGGGGGCGGGGCUUUAUGCCAACCUGAGCUGUGAUUGUCCCCGUGGGAAGUCAGAGGACAAAUGUUCUUUUCUUUUUUAAAUAUCAGCUGCUCUGUAGCUAGAAUCAAUCCCAGAAUGCUUUGGGGCUUGAAUACUGUCUUUGAUAGAGAUUUUAUACCUCAAAGGUGCUUUUUUCUUUUUCUUCUUCUUUUUCUAGAUUAUUAGGACCCAGGACCAGGGGAAUUGUUGGCGUUUCGUUUUUGUUCCCACUUUCACCAAAACA
This is a messenger RNA of Cheilinus undulatus (humphead wrasse), 1133 nucleotides long. Its product is annotated as PRELI domain-containing protein 1, mitochondrial-like. Gene Ontology annotation, cellular component: mitochondrial intermembrane space. The record is from RefSeq and is a predicted model, not a curated record. The coding region runs from base 199 to 825 and encodes 208 amino acids. Gene Ontology annotation, biological process: phospholipid transport. Gene Ontology annotation, molecular function: phosphatidic acid transfer activity. Lineage: Eukaryota; Metazoa; Chordata; Actinopteri; Labriformes; Labridae. The transcript has 6 exons.